AUGCACACUCUUCUUGAUGAUUUACCUUUUGUUGCUACCUUUGUUGAUGAUGUGGUUAUCUUUUCCAAAUCCAUGGCGGAGCACCGUGAACAUGUCAUCAAUGUUAUUCAACGUCUUACCGAUGUUAAUCUUAUCUUGAACGCCGACAAGUGUCAUUUUGCUCAAAAGUCCAUUUACUUACUUGGAUUUUGCAUUGAUGCUAAUGGUCGCCGCCCUGAUCCUCGCAAGUUGGUCAACGUUGAUGAGUGGCCUAUUCCUAAAACAGGAAAAGACAUUCAGCGUUUCCUUGGUCUUAUCAACUUCUUUCGCUCGCACUUACCUCUUGCUGCCGAGCUCACAGCACCUCUCGAUGCUUUACGUAACCAUGGAUCUCUUGCGAAAGUUUGGCAGGAUGUUCAUCUUGAUGCAUUCAAUAAUGUAAAGGCUGCACUUCUCGCUGCUCCUGUGUUGAGUCAUCCUGAUAUCACUCGUCCUUUCUUCGUUGCUACUGAUGCUUCGAAUCAUGGUAUUGGUGCUGUCUUGUAUCAAAUUGACCCUGACACCCAAGCACGCCAGUAUGUAAGCUUUGUUGCACGCGCUUUGACCAAAUCCGAGCGUAACUACUUUACCACCAAACGUGAGCUCCUUGCUAUUGUCUUCACCUUGAAGAAGUUCCAUCAGUUUUUGUGGGGUAAAAAGUUCACCUUAUACACUGAUCAUAAAGCGCUCAUUUACCUUCACACGCAACCACACGCUAGUCCUAUGAUUGUCGGCUGGCUCGAUGUCAUUUGCAACUAUGACUUUGACAUUGUUCACCUUCCUGGUAUCCAAAAUGUGCUGCCGGACCGUCUUUCUCGUCUUUUUGCUCCACAAGAGACAUCGCUGACGCUGGAGGGGGGUAAUUCCCAAUUUAAGUCACCCUUUGCACACAGCAUUUCCCACGCAGCCACAAAGCUCAUGCAUCGGUUGUUCAAGCCAAUGGAAAUGAUCACACCACCCGAGGAAGAACGUACCAAGUUACCCGAACAAUCCCAUUUGAAUGGCCAUUUCGGUGCUGACGCCAUAGUGAAUGAUCUUCACGACAAUGGUAUCUUUUGGACCAAUAUGAAAGAUGACGCCUUGAAGCAUGUCGGCAGUUGUCUCCCUUACCAACGCUACAACAUUGGUAAACAUGGAUACUAUCCAUUGCGGAGCAUCAACGCUGAUGGACCUGGUGAUCAUUGGGCUAUUGAUCUUUGUGAAUUACACUGCACCACUCCUUCUGGCAACAACUACAUUCUCGUUAUGGUUGACGUCUUUACUCAUUUUUGCGUUUUACGCCCUAUUCGCUUUAAAUCAGCCAUUGACAUCGUUAAAGAGCUUUCUUCGGUCUUCAGCCUUUUCGGUUAUCCAAAGAUCAUACAAAGCGACAACGGUAGCGAGUUCAAAAACAACUUUGUUCACCUUCUUUCCAAGCACACUGGCAUGGAUCAUCGCCUUGUUACACCAUAUCAUCCUCGAGCCAACGGCUUAGCUGAACGUAUGGUUGAAACGGUUAAGACGGCACUCUUCAAACGCUUAGAGGGCAGACCUGAAACGUGGGAUUUAUACCUUGAUAGUACCAUGUACGCAAUCAAUACCAAACACCACUCUGAUCUCAAGACUCGUCCCUUCGCUUUGAUGUUUGCUCGUCAACCCAAUGCAAUGCGUGAUUAUUCCCAAGCCAAAUCAGCCAAUCCUGCCGAAGUCAGGAAGUCCAUCAUGAAACGUAUAAAGGAAAUGGAAGAUAUCGUUAUCCCUGGUAUCCACGAAGGUCGUAAAGCUCGCAACGAAGUCACCAAAACACGCUACAACAAGACGCAUCGCAUGCACAAAGACAUUCCUAUUGGUAGCCAAGUCAUGAUUGUCAACAUCAAUCGUAGCUCCAAGACCGAUCCAAUUUAUGACGGACCGUACAUCGUGCAUUUCAGGACACCCAAAGGCAACUAUGUCUUACGUGACAAGAUGGGCAAGCUCCUACAGCGUAACAUUCCUCCGCAUCAAGUUAAACGUGUCUCAGAUGAUCCUAAAGCGGAUGGUGACACCUUUUAUGAAUUCGAAGCUAUUGUCGAUCACCGUUUGCAUGCACAACACGGCUAUCCAGAAUAUCGUGUGCAUUCGCGAGGCUACAGCGAUGAGGACGACACAUGGGAACCAGCUGAAAACUUUAGCGAUAUCUCAGCUAUCAACGCCUAUAUCAAACGUCGUUUUCCAAAUGGUAUUCCAUCAGAUGACCCAUUUUACGCUGCCGCACCAAACAAUGACGGUGCACGAGCCACCAAACGCAGACGCACAGGCACAUCAUCACGCACUUAA
This is a messenger RNA of Lichtheimia ornata, 2313 nucleotides long. RefSeq lists its product as uncharacterized. The coding region runs from base 1 to 2313 and encodes 770 amino acids. Gene Ontology annotation, biological process: DNA integration. The transcript has a single exon. The record is from RefSeq and is a predicted model, not a curated record. NCBI's taxonomy places the organism in Eukaryota, Fungi, Mucoromycota, Mucoromycetes, Mucorales, Lichtheimiaceae. Gene Ontology annotation, molecular function: nucleic acid binding.